UGUGAUAAAUGUGCCCAUGCACAAUGAGAAGGCUAGAUCAAAGGCCAUGUCGAUUGCUGUGAAUGUACCAGGAGUGGCGGCGGUGAGCAUCGACGAAAAUGACCAGCUUGUGGUGACCGGAGAAGGGGUAGAUUCCGUUUGUUUGGCAAAGUCUCUUCGGAAAAAGUUUUGCUUUGCUGAUAUUGUGAGCAUACAAGACGUUAAUCCGGCCAAUUCAAGUGGACCGUCUACACCGGAUUCAAGUCCUCCACGGCCAACUCAAGCGCAGUACUGCCCGCCGGUUUAUUAUGAAAGGGUCGUGUACGAUGCCUCUCCUCCUAAUUGCACCAUACUCUGAUUUGCUAGGUUUUCACUUCAUUUUUCCUUUACAAUUUUGGAGUUAUCAUUAUC
Molecule: messenger RNA, 390 nt
Organism: Salvia splendens (bonfire salvia)
Lineage: Eukaryota; Viridiplantae; Streptophyta; Magnoliopsida; Lamiales; Lamiaceae
Product: heavy metal-associated isoprenylated plant protein 47
Exons: 2
Coding region: 17-337 (106 amino acids)
Source: RefSeq, a predicted model, not a curated record